GCAUUAAGUCAUCUCCUUUCCUUUUUUUUUCUUUCAAAGGCGUAAAAUUAAAACUAUCAGCAUAUUAGUUCUCUGCCCUACGAAAUUAUUAGUACUGCCAAAAUCAGGGUAAACUAUGGCACUACUAAAGAAUUGGUAAGGUAAAGUUAUCUAAUGUAUGUUUGGAUUGUGACCAAUAUAAAGCCAAAUUUAAUAUUGUGGUGAAUAAACUUCUAGAAUGAACCAAAUAAAAUAUGGGCACUACGAAUUGGUUGACCUCAACCAAAACUAGCACAUUUAGUAUUAAAGUUAUAAAAAAAUUGGUAACGCACAUUUACCAUGUCUAUACGCCUAUAGACAUAUAGAGGUUUAGCCACACCAAUUCUUACUAGAAAAAGUGAUUUAGCUACAAUAAGGUUUUUUAAUCCAGAUGUGUCAAUUAAUAAAGAAAAAAAUAUCCUCAAUGAAAAUUCAUCAGUGCCCUAUCAGUCCCGGCAAAUCCUUAAUUAAUUAAUUAUGCAUCAUCUAUUUUGUUUUGAAUAAUGGAAAGACACCCGGUCCAACCCUUUGCUUUUGCCACUCUAUAAAUACAUCUUCUUCAUCCUUAAUCCACCUGCAAAAUAAAAAAUUCAGACUCAACUCUCCUUAAUCUCAUCAAAAACACACACAAAAGCACACGAAAAUUUCAAUGGGAUCGAAGCUUUCGUGCAUCUACCGGCCGGAGAGUGACAUCGUCGUCGAGUCGGAAGCUCCGGCGCCGCCGCCGCCGCCGGCGAGGGUGAUCGCGGCCGACGGCUCGCUGAGGGAGCUGCCGGCCUCUCCCUGCGUCGCGGUGGUCUCCGACGUGCUCGGCGGCGGCGACGACGCGGCGUCCUUCUUCGUGUGCAACUCCGACGCGCUCUACUUCGACGACCGCCCGCCGGCGCUGUCCCCCGGCGAGCCGCUCCGGCCGGGGGAGCUCUACUUCGUGCUGCCCAGGGCGAUGCUCGGCCGGCCGCUGUCCAGCGCCGACAUGGGCAGGCUCGCCGUCCGCGCGAGCCUGGCGCUCGUCGGCGAGAGGCCACAGCGGCGGCGGCGACACCGGCAAGGCGGCGGCAAGAAGCAGAAGAAGAAGGUGCACGUCAUGCCGGCGCAAGCGCAAAGCAGAGACGACGGCGACGGCGACGUCGACGGCGUGUUCAACGAGAAGCUGAACGAGCAGACGCUCGGCGUGUUCGCCGUGUUCCUGAGUCCGGCGAGAGGCGCCGCGCCGGCGGCGGCGGCGGCGGCGAGGUCUCCGCUGAAGAGGGCGUUGAGCUUAGUAGAAGAGGAGGCAUAGUAGUGAGGCAGUAGGAAGUAGUAGUAGGAAUCCGUUUCUUGUUUUGCGCAAAGUAGAAUGAACCAGUAUAUCAUCCUCAAGUUUGGUUGUACUCACAAACAAAAAAAAAAGAGAGGAAGAAACAGGACGAAUUUUGAAGUAAA
This is a messenger RNA of Oryza sativa Japonica Group (Japanese rice), 1440 nucleotides long. RefSeq lists its product as uncharacterized. The record is from RefSeq and is a predicted model, not a curated record. NCBI's taxonomy places the organism in Eukaryota, Viridiplantae, Streptophyta, Magnoliopsida, Poales, Poaceae.